GUUAAGGAAUCAGAAUUUAGAAUUCAGAAUUGAGAGAGGCAAAGACAAUGGAGGGGCCUCCGCCCAACGACUGCUGCUCUAUUUGCCAUGGAUACUUUAACGUUCCUUGCCAAGCCAAUUGUUCUCAUUGGUUCUGCGGUAACUGUAUUAUGCUUGUUUGGCAACAUGGAUCCCCAUUUCAAACUUGUAAAUGCCCUCUGUGUCGGCGUCAGAUUACUUUGUUAGUUCCUGGUGAGGCCUCAUUAAGGGAGCGUCAUAAUCCAGCAGUUGCUGAGAUUCUGGAAAAGGUUGAAAAAUACAACCGUUACUUUGGUGGACAAUCCAAUGGUCUCAUUCAGAGACUGCAAGACCUUCCUUUUCUGCUUCGCAGAUUGUUACGAGAAAUAACAGAUCCUCAAAGAACUCUUCCUCUUGUUAUCAGAGCUCGUAUAUAUCUUGCAAUGUUCUUAAGUGCCAUCUACGUAUUCAGCCCCAUAGAUAUUAUUCCUGAAGCUAUCUUGGGGGUAGUCGGCCUUUUGGAUGAUCUUCUUAUAGCACUUGUCGGUUUUCUCCAUGUUGCCACCAUCUAUCGGUCUGUUCUAUACUCUCGUCAUGGAGGUUCUUGAAGUUUAUCGGGGCAAUGAUACAGGUAAGAUUGCUAGUUCUCAAGAGAAAGCUAAACUCAGCAGAAUGAGUUGGAAAUAUGUAGUUUUAUGGAUAUUGAAUCAAUUUUAGAUCUGUUUCAAGUAGUUAUAAAGUGCGUAAAGUGUAGUGUUGUACAACUAUGUUACUCCUUACUCGAACUUAGGUGUGUUGGACAUGGAUAUAUUCCUUUGUUUUUAAAUAUGAUGUAUUAAAAGGGUUUCUAGAA
Molecule: messenger RNA, 850 nt
Organism: Gossypium raimondii (Peruvian cotton)
Lineage: Eukaryota; Viridiplantae; Streptophyta; Magnoliopsida; Malvales; Malvaceae
Exons: 5
Coding region: 48-605 (185 amino acids)
Molecular function (GO): ubiquitin protein ligase activity
Source: RefSeq, a predicted model, not a curated record